CUGCCCCAACAAGUGCCCAUGCUUUGCUUCCGCUCCCGGUGACGCCGCCGCGCAACUGGUCCUGCACUGCGAGGCUGCUGCCGCUGAUCGAUCGGGAUGGCCCCGGCGUCCGCGAUGGAGCUGGAGGCGCCGCCACCGGUAACGGCGUCGGCCAAGGAGAUCAGGUCGCCGGAGGUGCUCUCGUCGCUGCAGCGCAAGAAGCUGGGCGCGCACUUCAUGGAGAGCGACGAGCGCCGCUUCUCCUCCGGCGGCGGCGGCGCCAGGACGCCCCUCGGCGGCGGGUACGAGCCGCCGCCGCCCUCCUCCUCCUCGGCGGCCGGCGGCACGACGCCGGUCGACAUCCGGGGACACCCCAUCGCGGACCUGUCCCGGACCGGCGGCUGGGUGGCCGCCUUCUUCAUCUUCGGCAACGAGAUGGCGGAGCGCAUGGCCUACUUCGGCCUCUCCGUCAACAUGGUCAUCUUCAUGUUCAAGGUCAUGCACCGCCCCUUCACCAGCUCCGCCAACGCCGUCAACAACUUCCUCGGCAUCUCCCAGGCCUCCUCCGUGUUGGGGGGCUUCCUAGCCGACGCCUACCUCGGCCGCUACUGGACCAUCGCCAUCUUCACCACCAUGUACCUGCUGGGCCUCAUCGCGCUCACCGUCAGCGCCAGCGUGCCGGCGCUCGUGCCAUCCCAGGAGGGCUGCGACACGCUCGCCAUGCUGCUGGGCGCCUGCGCGCCGGCCAAGUCCUGGCAGAUGGCGUACCUCCAGACCGCGCUCUACGUCACGGCGCUCGGCGCCGCCGGGAUCCGGCCCUGCGUCUCCUCCUUCGGCGCCGACCAGUUCGACGAGCGGAGCCCCGGGUACAAGCGCCGCCUCGACCGCUUCUUCAACCUCUUCUACCUCGCCGUCACGCUCGGUGCCAUCGCGGCCUUCACGGCGGUCGUCUACAUCCAGAUGCACCGCGGCUGGGCCGCCGCGUUCGGCACGCUCGCGCUCGCCAUGGGCGCCUCCAACGCGCUCUUCUUCGUGGGCACGCCGCUGUACCGCCACCGCCUGCCGGGGGGAAGCCCGCUCACGCGGGUGGCGCAGGUGCUCGUCGCCGCCUUCAGGAAGCGCAACGCCGCCUUCGACAGCGGCGGCUUCGUCGGCCUCUACGAGGUCGCCGGCGCCAAGUCCGCCGUCCGGGGCAGCGCCAAGAUCGAACACACCGACGACUUCAGGUGGCUCGACAAGGCGGCGCUGCAGCUGGAGGGCGACCUCGCCGGCGGCGGCGAGGACCCGUGGCGGCUGUGCACUGUGACGCAGGUGGAGGAGGUGAAGAUCCUGCUGCGGCUGCUGCCGGUGCCGGCGUGCACGGUGAUGCUCAGCGUCGUGCUCACCGAGUUCCUCACCCUGUCGGUGCAGCAGGCCUACACGCUCAACACCCGCGUGGCUGCGCUGCACCUCCCGGUGGCGUGCAUGCCGGUGUUCCCCUGCCUCGCCAUCUUCCUCAUCCUCGCGCUCUACUACCAGACCUUCGCCCCGCUGGCCCGCCGCCUCACGGGCCACCCGCACGGCGCCUCGCAGCUGCAGCGCGUCGGCCUGGGCCUCUUCUUCUCCAUCCUCUCCGUGGCCUGGGCGGGGCUCUUCGAACGCUACCGCCGGGGCUACGCCAUCCGGCACGGCUACCUCGCCCUCUUCCUCACGCCGAUGCCGGACCUCAGCGCCUACUGGCUGCUCAUCCAGUAUUGCCUUAUCGGCGUCGCCGAGGUGUUCUGCCUCGUCGCGCUCCUCGAGUUCCUGUACCAGGAGGCGCCCGACGCCAUGCGAAGCGUCGGCUCCGCGUACGCCGCCGUCGCCGGCGGACUCGGGUGCUUCCUGGCGUCGGCGCUCAACACCGCCGUGGAUGCCGCGACGCGGGACGACGCCGCGGGGCGGCCGUCGUGGCUGGCGCAGAACAUCAACGUCGGCAGGUUCGACUACCUCUACUGGCUGCUCGCCGUGCUCAGCACGGUCAACCUGCUCGUCUUCGUCUACGUCGCCAAGCGCUACAAGUACAGGGUCAGGAUCGAUGCUCAGGCCGCGGUUGUGAAUAAGCAGUAGGCCAGUAGCCAUGGACGCGAGAAGGAUUUGAAUUUGGAUGUGGAUUUUGCCUCUUUUUACCCCCGAAGGAUUUACUGUACCGAAGCAUUCCCAGGAGUACAACUACCAUAACAUUCGCCGUUUUGCAAAUACCAGUAUUCAACCAAAAAAAAAGAAUAUGUGCUAAACUCCAAUUCCCUGAAAAAAUGCCCACUGUGUAUGUUAGAUGCGCCACAAUUUGCCGUAAUCUUUUCUGCAAUAUGUGGCUACCAACCAAACAUCGCCACUAAGGAUGUCCUGCUUAAGCUUAAUCCCUGAAGCAACUUCAGAUCUCCAAUUCUAUGUCACGGCCGCGGCAACUGAAACAGACCAACUGGGAGCUUGGGCCUACAACUGGAGAUGCAAUCAUUCACGGCAUUCUGGUGAUCAUCAUGUAGCCUGUGACUGGCGGCUCAGCCCAGGGACGAUUAGUUUUCAUGCUGAUAUUAGCACACAACCUUCAUGGAAUCUGCAUGUUUGGAAGUGAUCAAAACAAAAAUGUCAGGAUUCAACAAUUCAAAUGACUUUGUAUUGACAACGGACCAGUGUGUGUGGGAACAGAUGGUUCAGAUUGACAGUCAGCAGUUCUGUUAUCUGCUGCUGCUGUUUAAACAAAAAAAAUGUAUGAAUGCAUAGUAACAGUCAAGGAAUCAGCUGAUAAAUGGUGACUGUAUCUGUAUGUUGCGACUAUUGUAUCUCACUCAAAGAGUACUGCGUAUUCAAACUCUUUGGACGCUAUUAGUAUUUUCAAUGAUGAUAUCAGUAGUUCAUAGACAAUUAUAUAUUCAAAAGAAUGUUCAGUGUUAA
Messenger RNA from Setaria italica (foxtail millet), 2892 nucleotides. RefSeq names its product protein NRT1/ PTR FAMILY 6.1. Gene Ontology annotation, biological process: oligopeptide transport; transmembrane transport. Lineage: Eukaryota; Viridiplantae; Streptophyta; Magnoliopsida; Poales; Poaceae. Gene Ontology annotation, cellular component: membrane. The record is from RefSeq and is a predicted model, not a curated record. The transcript has a single exon. Gene Ontology annotation, molecular function: transmembrane transporter activity. The coding region runs from base 97 to 2067 and encodes 656 amino acids.